AUGUCGCUCCAAGUAAAUCUGUCCAGCCAGGACAUCGCGAAGGCGUACAACGACGUCCUGAACGCGAAUGGCAUCGACUGGGCGCUGUUCACGUAUGAGAAGGGCACGAAUGAUCUGAAGGUGCAGAGCACGGGGAGCGGGGGACUGGAGGAGCUGGAGGAGGAGUUCUCGGAUGGAAGGAUACAAUACGCGUUCGCCCGCGUCGUGGAUCCCAACAGCCAGCUCCCCAAGUUCGUACAGAUCAACUGGUGCGGAGAUGGCGUGCCCGAGGUCAAGAAGGGACUCUUCCACACGCACUCGAACGCCGUAUCGCGCUUCCUCCGCGGCGCGCAUGUCGUCCUGCAAGCUCGCAAUGAGUCCGAUGUCGCACCUUCCCUCAUAAUGCAGCGUGUUGAAGCUGCUUCCGGAGCGAAGUACUCCUCUCAUAAGGAGGCCCCGCGCAAGUUUGAGCCCAUCGCGCCUGUCGGGUCGUCCUACAAGCCCGUCGGCCGCCCGGAUAUCGCAGCCAUGAAAGCAGCGCCACCGCCCGCUCCUGCUGGCAAGCCAUCCCUCCCCACCACUGCCCGGCCUGCGGGAGCGGCAUCGUUAUACGGCCGCCCUGCCGCGGCAGGGCAGCAGAAGACUGGGUCCGCGCCUGAAGGGGCUUGGCCUGAGGAUAAGCCAAAGGCGCCUCCUGCAGCUGCUGCACCCCCUCCUCCGCCUGCUACGUCUCGCCCGGCGUUUAGCGCGGGUGCCGGGGCAGCCAGGCCGGCGUUCAGUGGCGCGAGCCCUGCGACUGCGUCGCGUCCGGCGUUCAGUGCGGCGCCAAGCCCAGCCAGCGCCACGCGCCCUGCAUUCAGCGCCGCUUCCCCCGCGGCUGCAUCACCAAGGCCCGCGUUCAGCGCGUCGCCCGCGUCGGCUUCGAGGCCUGCGUUCAGUGCUGCUACGCCACCGCCUGCCGCGCCUCGUUCGCCCCCGCCGGUCGUGUCCGCCACUGCGCCCACGAAGCCCGACCCCGAGGAUCGCAUCGCGCCCGUCGGCACCGCCUACACUCCUGUACAUCUUCCGGCGCCCAAGAAGCUUAAGAACCCCUUCGCCAAGUUCGAGGAGGAAGCCAAGUCCGUGCCGCCGCCGCCUACUCCUGCUGGUCGCGCCCCCGGUAAACUGACGUGGAGUGAAAGACAGGCGCAGGCGAAGAAGCAGCAGGAGGAAGAGGAGGCGAGGAGCAGGGCGGCCAGCGUUGGUGCCAGCCCGCCCGCGACCCCUGCUAAAAAGUGGGGCGCGGCGGCAGUUGGAGGGGCGGCGGCUGUGGGUGCGGGUGUGGGUGCUGCGGCGGCGGUCGCGGCGCAUCAUGAGCCGGAGCCGGAGCCGGAGCCUGAGGAGCAGGACUGGGAGCCAGAGCCCGAGGUGGCUGCGCCUCCCCCUCCGCCUCCUCCCCCGCCUCCCCCACCUGCGCCGGCGGCCCUGGAGCCCGAGCCUCAGUUCGAGGCGGCUGCUCCACCCCCGCCGCCUCCGCCGCCACCUCCUCCGCCCCCGCCUCCUGUGGCUCAGAUGGCUGCUCUAUCAGUUGCAGAGCCCGAGCCUGCUCCCGAGCCGGAGGCAGAAGCAGAGCCCGAGCCCGCCGCGCCGGCUGGUCAAUACGUCGGCGAGGGCAUUUGCGCAGUCGUGCUGUACGACUACGAGGCCACCGAGGAUAACGAGAUGAGCCUCCUCGAGGGCGAGCUCGUCCAGCAGAUCGAGGAGCUCGACGAGGGCUGGUGGAGCGGCAUCGGGCCCGGAGGCAAGACUGGCAUGUUCCCGGCGAACUAUGUGGAGAUUGUGGAAGCGACGCCGCCUGGCGCUGCUGAGCCUGAGCCUGAGGCGGCAGCUCCGCCCCCGCCACCGCCGCCUCCUCCGCCGCCACCGCCCCCUCCCGCUGCCCCUGCGGCGCCGCCGCGCCCGCCGACGCCGGAGCCGGAGCCAGAGCCGGCGACGGAUGAGGGUGUCGUUGCGAUUGCGUUAUACGACUAUGACGCCGCGGAGGACAACGAGCUCACCUUCCGAGAGGGAGACAAGAUUGUGGAGAUUGAGGCUGCGUCGGAUGACUGGUGGCAGGGUAAGGACGCGGCGGGUAACGUGGGGCUGUUCCCGGGUGAGUUUCGUGAAGUUGUGGUUAGAGACAGGUAG
Schizophyllum commune H4-8 is the source of this 2145-nucleotide messenger RNA. RefSeq lists its product as uncharacterized. The transcript has 10 exons. Gene Ontology annotation, cellular component: actin filament; site of polarized growth; plasma membrane. Gene Ontology annotation, biological process: regulation of actin filament polymerization. Gene Ontology annotation, molecular function: actin filament binding. NCBI's taxonomy places the organism in Eukaryota, Fungi, Basidiomycota, Agaricomycetes, Agaricales, Schizophyllaceae. The record is from RefSeq and is a predicted model, not a curated record. The coding region runs from base 1 to 2145 and encodes 714 amino acids.